CAGUCCGGGAGAGCCGGAGCAGCCGGCAGCCAUGUCACGACCACAGACAUAUUGUGUGCGAAGAGCCGAGCGGAUUAAGAAUUUGUACAGAGGCAUAAACUGGCGAGUGAGAACGCUAGUGAGGAAGUACGAAUCGUGCGCACAUUUGAUCCCCGACACUCUGCUGUUCACAGACGACAUUUGCAACAGCAACUGUGCGUGGCAUCAGGCCCACUGUGCCAAGUUUGAGGUAAGUCACUCUGUCGACAGACUGAUAGGAGAACCGCUCAUGGCAGCCCUGUUGGAUGUCAAUGACGCCGCCGCCGCCCGGUGUCGACACUGCCAGCCCGACCAGCCCCUCAGGUUAACCUCCAUCAAUGGAUCGGGCAGCAAUGUCGAGGGUCUGUCGGACGGGGUAGUCGGCCAAGGGGGGACGUCAGACUUCGAUCUGAUGUUCGAGUUCGACGGUCCCUUCCGCUGGGCGGCGCUCGGAAAGAGAGAGGAGCCGGGUGUUAUUAGUCGACAGUCUGCACCACAGCUGUGGGCCCGACCGACCAAAAACCCAGGCUUUGUGACGCUGCACUGGGCCAAGACGACAAAGUGCAGCCACGAAAAGGCACUGGAGGCACUGCCGUCACAUACCAUGCGCAAUAUCAUGCUGAAUUUUUCUCGGGUUCUUUGCGAAGGAGAAAUCAGCACCGCCGGACCGGCGGUCAAUGUCAAGUCACCAUAUGAUAUUACAGACGGCGGUACUGACCACGUGCCCUGUAUCCUGGUGCGCGGGUGGUGGCCGGCAGAAGGCCAGCUCGACGGCUGUCAGCUGGAGGCCGAUUUUCCACCAGCGGCGGCAUGGGAUAACAUCCGUAGGUUCGGUGUGCAUCUUGUGCCGACCGGCCGGCCUGGGAGUGACACCGAGUUCAUCGAGUUUCUGAUUUCCUUCUCACGGGCAGAGUUGGUCGCCAUCCGCCACCUCGCUCCAGUUAUACGAGCGGCUAUCAAGGCUGUAAAAGGCAUGAAAGGAAUUCUGAAAAAGAGCGAGGUGAUGACCGAUGAGGUAAAAUUUAAGUCUUAUUUUAUAAAGACGGCGGGUCUCUGGGUGGCCCAAACUACGCCUGUUGGGAUGUUGAAAGGCAUCACUGACGGUGUCCACAAAAUACUUGAUUGGCUGGAGGAGAAUUUUGCCAUCGGAAGACUACCCUGCUUUUUCGAUCACAACAUCGAUGUGACGGCUGAACUCAGCACAAAAGAGCGACGGGAUAUCAUCGACACCAUACGUCUGAUGAGGGAGCAUGCCACGCUCCUUCUGAUGGCAGUUUGUGAGGAUCAGUGGAGGAACGUGGAUCUGCUGCUGGAGGGCGGGACGGAGCCGCUCUCAGAACGUGAGCUGCGGCUCCGUCUGUUACGGACGCUCGUCCAACAGGCUGUAGUGGACGGUGUCGGUUACCGCCCCACGGCUCCGUGGUGGGAGUACUGGUGGAAGGCGAGCAUCCCUCCGCUGGUCCGCACGGCACCACUUCUACUACAGUGGUGGCACUACAGCAACUCAGGAACAUACAACCAGCAGUGUUAUCUGUUCAUGGCGUGGGUCGUGGUCGACCCGGCGGACCUGGUAGGCGAGACGCUGAUGACGUCAUCAGUCAGCGACAUCGUCACGCUGGACGUAACCCCCCUGAUACAACUCCUCACCAGGUCCGACCUGGAGUUCCUGCUGGGUGACCCGGACAGGGUGGCCACCUGGUGUAGUCUGCAGCUGCGGCGGCCGCUGGAGGAGCGGCCGGCCGGACUGACCGCCGAGCUGGACACGCCGCGGGGCCGUGCCGAGCUGCUGCUACGGCCCGAGCUGCUACUGCAGGCUGUCCGCGUGAACGCGCCGGGUAAGAUGGACAUGUGGCGAGAUGAGGACCGGAGAAUGAAGAACUGGUGGAUGGGGAAUGCGCACCUACCAAUGCGCACCUACCAGGAGACCCGGGAGCUGUUGGAGCAGUUCUUCAAUACCAACCUUCAUUGGCAGCUCCGUGACCUACUGCCAGAGAUGGACGCCGUGUCGGUGGCCACCACGGCCGGCCUCAAGCGCCGCCGGCUGCAGCAGCUGCUGUCCGGUGACCGGCUUCGUACGGCUUAUGACGCCGCCACCGGCUGGUGGCCGGACCGAUGGGAGAUGACGCCGUACUGCCUGGCAGUGGACGAGACCGACUCACAAGACUCGGAACGGGAUGACGACAACGGAGAGGUCGGUGGUGAGGAGCGGCGCGGCGCAGACGAGAAGCAGACAAUGGAGGGUCUGCCUCGCCCUCAGCGAGAGAAAUGGCAGCAGCUGGAGCGACAGCACCAGCAGCUGUGGCAGGAGCUGGACCGGCGGGGCUACGAGAAGAAGAAGAGUCUGAACCAGCAGCAUGAUGAAGAGUGCCGGAGUAUGGAGCGACGUCAUGACAAAAAGUGGCGGAGCAUGGAAAUGCGGCACCAUGACGAGCGGAAGAGCCUCCAACAGCGACACGAGAGUGUUACCAUGUGCGUGGAGCUACAGAAUCAGGAGCACUCGAAUCAAGAGAGACGUAGGAGACAUUUGGAGCUUCUGGAUCGGAAAAACCGAAGGGAUAGGGCAGUGCUUGAGCGACAGCACCAGAUAGAGUGGGGAGACCUGGAGCAGAAGGUCCAAAGGCAGUGGAACAAGCUGAAGCAGAGACACCAAAGCGAGUCACAAGAGCUGAAGGAGAGGUACCCGAACAUCCGGACAGGGGAGGAGUUGGCUCGGCUGAUGGAGGAGUGCAGCAGGAGGCGUCAGCACCUGGGGGAGGAGUUGGGGAAGGAACUGGAGAAGGAACUGGAGUUGGAGCUGGAGAAGGAGCUCGGGAAGGUGCAGGAGGAGGAGCUGGAGAAUGGACUGAAGCUGGAGGAGGAUGAAGAGCCAUUGGUGCGAGCCCCCAAGAACCAUGAGCGGCAACAGAAACAGCAACAACAUGGCCAACAACAAAGGCAGCAGCAACAACAACAUCAAGAAGAAGAACAACGUCAGGGGCGGCAGCCGAGCCGGAACGUUGAACAUCUCAGGAACCUAAUAGAGGUCACCCGAAGACACCGCCAGCAGCGUAUCCAGCUCCAGGAGCGGCACAACCAGGAGCUGGAGGAGCAGAGGAGACGUCACCGACAUGAGAGGAAGGAUCUGGAGCGGCGCCUCGGCUGUCGGCGGAACAGCCAGGAGCGGCGCCACGGAAAGUGACCGACGAUAUCAGCAGAGUCGCGGACCACCCCGAGGAGGCGCCACUGUGGAGAACAAGUCGAGGGUCAGUGAUUUGUGGUGCCAGAGAAGUUCAAAAUGUGUCGACUGUGUAGAUAUUGGAAAUAGAAAAUACAUUGACCAAUAUUGUAUAUCAUCACCGUUGCAUUGAAGACAGGAAAUUACAAAUAUAUACAUAGGUGAGUGUUGGUAUCAUUGUGUACAAAAUGGCGAUUUUUACGAUGCUCAUGACGUGUAAAUAAUUGCACAGUGGAUGUGUUACAGGGUGACGUAUGUUGUGAUACACGUACAAAUUGUUGUUCGAUGAUGUCAUUUAUUGGAAUGGGCUCAGUUUGGGCUCAGUGAACACUCACUGUUGUUGAUGAUACUCACUGAUGUCAGUGAACACUCACUUUUUAUGAUACAUGUCUUGUGUAAUGUGCAUUCUUGUAAAAACUAUGUAGACAUUAGGAGUUGUACCGAUCGGUAGGUACAUACAUACGAAUCUGUACCGAAUCAUUACAUAGCAUCCGUUGGAUGUGGUGGCCACUGGAUGUAGUGUUAAUAUAAUGUUAGCAAGCCACGA
Molecule: messenger RNA, 3779 nt
Organism: Amphibalanus amphitrite
Lineage: Eukaryota; Metazoa; Arthropoda; Thecostraca; Balanomorpha; Balanidae
Exons: 4
Coding region: 32-3196 (1054 amino acids)
Source: RefSeq, a predicted model, not a curated record